This is a messenger RNA of Sphaeroforma arctica JP610, 363 nucleotides long. RefSeq lists its product as hypothetical. The record is from RefSeq and is a predicted model, not a curated record. NCBI's taxonomy places the organism in Eukaryota, Ichthyosporea, Ichthyophonida. The transcript is spliced from 2 exons. The annotation marks the transcript as partial.
GUAGCGGCAGCCAAUUGGAAGGCUGGCGUGGAGUUGCUCAAGAGCGCGUCACCGAAUGGCCACGAAAUGCUCAAAGCGAAUGGGCACGCACCGACUGCCGGUGAUCUGAUGCACAUGCCAAGUCUGGCACAAACACUGCGACAGAUAGCCGAACACGGCAAAAAGGGCUUCUAUGAGGGAUAUGUUGCCGAAGCGAUUGUGAAUGUGAUUAAGAGCCUGGAUGGUCCGAUGGAUCUGAGUGACUUGUCAGCACAUACUACCGACGUAGUUCAGCCAAUCAAGUACGAAUGCAUACGUAAGAGAUAUGUGGGAAGGCGUACGUACAUUGGUGAACAGCAAGAUGGAAUCACAUGGAUGGGUUGA